CUUCCUGUUUUCCUUCCCCCCUGUUUGUUACAGAAAAAGCAUUCAUUACCAGGCCCUCCAUUUCUCACAUCCUCACCCCAUGUAAGAGACAGGCCUAUUUUGAGGACUGAUUGAAAGAUUCUGACUAGAGACGUUCAGAAAGCUGCCCGCCUUUUUCACUGGCUUUUGCUCGAACGGGCAGCUGUUCUCCGGCCCACAACUGAUCUCAGAAACUAGAAAUAUUUAUUUCAGGCUCUGUCCCACUGACCUAUGUGGGCGGAAAUGGAAAACACCUGUCAGGUGGGAAGCCGUGAUCUGGGCCAACAGGAAACUAGCCUCCUCCGUCCCCUCGCUCGCAGCCCCUCCUUCACCAGUCUCACCCCAUUCCUGUAAGCGCGGGCCCGCGCGCCCCCUGGGGGCAGACCCCCGCGUCUGCAAGAGGAGCAGCGCGGCCAACCCGAGCCGCAGGCCCGGCGCUACGAAGGGCUUUGGGGACGACUAUUAGCCUCAGGUGUGUGUUCGCGUAGCCGUGUCCCCAAUUAAUACGCUGACCGGCGGCUCCUCUCCUCGUCCUGUCCCGCAGCGGAGGAGUUAUGUCGUGCCUAACCGCAGGAUCCUCCUGGAAGGAGGCAAACGUCCCACCAUCCGCUGAGACGGAGAAAUGUACGCCGCGCUCUACGGUGGCCGGGAAGGACUCCUAGCGCCAAGACCGACGUCUGGGGACGGCCCUGGAGUCACGUGGGCCAAUCACAGCAUUCGGUCUCACCCAGCGAGUUCCCGGAAGGAGGGAGUCGCCAACUGGCGGCCGCUUCCGGCUGUUUGACUGGUGGCGGGAGCGGGAUGAGUAAAGGCCGUGCGGAGUUGGCGGCAGCCCCCGGGCUUGUCCUGAGUUACCUCCGGGAGCAGAACCGACCCUACAGCGCCCAGGACGUUUUCGGGAACCUGCAGCGGGAUCACGGGCUCGGCAAGGCGGCUGUGGUGAAGGCCCUGGAGCAGCUGGCGCAGCAGGGCAAAAUCAAGGAGAAGGUGUACGGCAAGCAGAAAAUCUACUUUGCGGACCAGGAUGAAUUUGAUACUGUGAGUGACACAGAUCUCAAAGACCUUGACGAUGAAAUUCUGUCACUCACUUCCAAAGUCCAAAGUGUCCAGCAGAGCUGCCGUCACAUGGAAGCUGAGCUGAAAGAACUGAGUAGCUCCCUGACUACACCAGAGAUGUGUAAAGAGAUUGAGGAGUUAAAAAAAGAAUGUGCCAAUUAUACAGAGAGGCUGAGUAAAAUCAAAGCAGCUACCAAUCAUGUGACUCCAGAAGAAAAAGAAAAGGUGUAUCAGGAGAGGCAGAAGUAUCACAGAGAGUGGAGGAAACGGAAGAGGAUGGCAACUGAACUGUUUGAUGCAAUUCUUGAGGGUUACCCCAAGAGUAAGAAGCAGUUUUUUGAAGAAGUUGGAAUCGAGACAGAUGAAGAUUAUAACGUUGCUCUUCCAGACCCCUGAGGAACCUCUCUCCAAACAAUGUAGAAGGGUCAGAAGGAACUUCCUGGACUGGUUGUAUUGGUGUUGUUUUGGCACUUCCAGCUGUCUUUUGUCUACAGGAGGAGUCUAAACUAAGGCAAAGUGACUAGACUAAUUAGUACCAAGAAGGCAGAUGGUUUUAUAUAUAUUACUCACAUCACUUUAGUCUCAGAUUUGACUUGAUAAAUUCAGGACAAAUUUGGGCUUAAGCAUUUAGUAAAAUUUAUUGCAAUUACAAUUUGAUAUAAAAAUAAUUUGUAUUGGAUGGUAAGCCUGAAAAAAAGGAGAGGGGGCUAGGCUUCUAUAUAUCUGAGACAGAAGUUUCUCCACUGUCCCCUGGCUCAUUUCUGAUAGAAACUGUUACAGCAAGUAGGAAGUGGUCAGGAGAAUGGACAUCUAUCCCUAAUGAACUCUUCAAGUGAAAAGAGGUGGCAUGUAAGCCUGAGGUACCACAAGACCUGCCUGACUUAAAAAAUUAAUACAAUUGUAAGCUUAAAAAGAUUACAUUGAAAUAAAAGUUAAGAAAUUUGUCAUAA
This is a messenger RNA of Phascolarctos cinereus (koala), 2024 nucleotides long. RefSeq names its product PSMC3 interacting protein (gene PSMC3IP). NCBI's taxonomy places the organism in Eukaryota, Metazoa, Chordata, Mammalia, Diprotodontia, Phascolarctidae. The record is from RefSeq and is a predicted model, not a curated record. Gene Ontology annotation, biological process: meiotic strand invasion involved in reciprocal meiotic recombination; meiotic joint molecule formation; homologous chromosome pairing at meiosis. Gene Ontology annotation, cellular component: DNA recombinase auxiliary factor complex; condensed nuclear chromosome. Gene Ontology annotation, molecular function: double-stranded DNA binding; recombinase activator activity.